UAUCUAUCCGCAAAUAAAUGUGCUCAGGUCUCACAUGUUCGAACCCGAGUCAACAAAGGGCCGACGCCUACUGGCGUCCAUCGUGGGAACUCAAUGGUGGAUGCCAUCCCAUGCCGAUGUGGCGCCUGCAUGGCAACUGAAAGGUCCUUGUUUGGGUGUUUGAGCCCGAUGCUUUUUGAUACCAAGACAAUCUGAAACUACGCAACUUCCUAUCUCGUCCCGCCGUUGCGAAGGAAGCUCAUUCCAGUCAAUGCAACACCGUGCGAUUGCUCCAACCAUGUGCUCCCCAUGGUCCUUGGGAGCUCGCAAGCAUGCCCUCGCAAAGGAGACAGGCAAGGCAGUUUUGUGCGGGGAACCUCCUUCAGAGAGUUCGUCGUCUGGUCCUUUCCGGAAGCUUCAAGCAGGAGCGUCAACCCUGGUGUCAGUCAGCCCCUUGCUAGUGUAUUGCCUGGUUAGUAACCUCAUCUGCCUUGGUCUGGCCUCCCGAGGAACCUAUGCAUUCAAUGUAUACCCAGGCGCCGCAAUCAGAGCUACCAUAUUAAUUACUCCGACCGGCAUCACGGUAGGGAAGCAAAGAUACGCGAGCCGUAUCAGGUUUGAUGAUGAACAACGGGUUUCCUGGCACUGGGGCAUGACAGCACGGGUAUCAGAGCAAUAUAAGAACCGAUUGGACUACAGCUUCCAUUCGUUCGGCGGUGGAAGCACGAGAGUGGCGUGGCUUGGCCGUCUCACGAAUGCCUCUGAAAGUCGGCCAUUUCUGGGGCAUUGUCCUAUGAUCACGAAGAAUCAUGCCCCUCCGGGAUACGCCACAGAUGGUUACUCUCCAUGUCAACCGUUUCAUUGGGCCCUUGAUACCUAGACUUGCGUGUGUAGGCUCACCCACGCGAGAAGGCUGGGUUUUAUGGCAGCAGCUGCUAGAGAUGCAUGUUCUAUCCUUUGGACAAUUAUUGCCAACACCCUCUUGCCAGAAAAAACAUCAAAAGGGGAGGCACGAGCUGCUACAAGGGUAGAAUGUGCUCAACGAAGCUCUUCUGG
Messenger RNA from Neurospora tetraspora, 1035 nucleotides. RefSeq lists its product as uncharacterized. The coding region runs from base 251 to 859 and encodes 202 amino acids. The transcript has a single exon. The record is from RefSeq and is a predicted model, not a curated record. Lineage: Eukaryota; Fungi; Ascomycota; Sordariomycetes; Sordariales; Sordariaceae.